AAUACAGUCUAGCUUAAUCGUUGUUGAAUUUGUACACCAGAAACAGUGCGACAAUAAUCAAGACCUGUACCUACACAAUACUAGUAACUUGUGAUGCAAGUCAAUUUUGGAUUAUUUGAAUAUCCAGAUAAAAACACACGUAAUUAGGUACAAAUAAUUUAAGAAAAUAUGGGUGUCGAUAUACAAACGUAUCGGGCAAGAAUUGGUACUUACAGUCAUUUCCGUGGCAGUGAUGUAACAACCGUUCCCAACAUAAGUGAUGAAUUGAAAACUGUAGGAUGUGUGUUAUUCAUCGGAAUCCUUUUAAUGAUUGCUGGAAUUGAACUAAAUCCAGGGCCGAAGGAGGAAGAAAGAAUAAAUGUUACUUCCGCAAAGACAUCACGUAUUAAAAUUUCUCAGUUAAAGAAAACUAUCAAUAAAGAGGUGCUUAAAUCAUUUUUCGAAAACGAACAGAAUUGCGGCGGACAAGUUAAAAAUAUUAAAUUUGACAACAAAACCCAAAGUGCCAUCAUCGAGUUUGAAAACAAUUCAGCUGUAAAUAGAAUAUUGGACAACAAACCGUUAAAAAUUGAUGGAAUAGAAGUUGAAGUAGAUAACCUUGUACAUGACAGUAUAGGUGCACAAAUCGAUUAUGCGUACGAUGCCCAAGGAGAUGAAACAACCGAUCAACAGUUUGAUUAUGACGAUGAACAUGCGAAGCUUUUAAGCGCUGUCGCUGAAGCCUCUCAAAAUGACAAUGAAAGUCCACAAAUCGGUAAUGAUGGUGAAAGCCUCGGAGAUGAAACCAUCGAUCAACGUUGUGGCUCCGAUUUUGAAUAUGCAAAUGAAUCAGAAACUGCUGGAGCAACAUCACAGACUGAACGUAAAACUACAGAAGGGGGAGUAAGAAAACGUCUUGCGUCAUUCUUUUCUUCAGCAAAGAAGCUAGUUUCAGAGACAGUCACAAGUAAAGUUACAAGAAAGAAUCCCGCGAAAAAUAAUACAAAAGAAUCCGAUUCUUCACGACAAGCAGCCUCAACUGAAACUGGAGGUGAUGAAUUUUAUCAACUAUUGCAAAGGCUUGAAUUAACAGCAACAUUCCCUGGUAAAAUUUCUUUGAGGGAUGUCAUAGCAAUUGAUUUUGAUGAAUCAAAUGUCCUGAAAAAUAGCACAAUAAACUUACCCGAUAUUCCUUGGUUACUUCUAAAGCGCUUGAUGUGCGUUCAUAGCGAAUCGAGAGAUAUAACAGUGUCAGAAAGCGAUGAACAUGCUUUGGAUUUAGAACAUUCACUCUCCUUUUGUUCGGAAGUACCAGGAGAAAAUCAAAACAUCAGCCCGUUAGAUAUAUUCACUGUUGUUUUUCAAUGUUGUGAUCCUGUUUUGAAGCAGGUUAUUGUCCAAAAAUUGUAUCUGUGUAAACUUGCUGUACCCUUCUUAUAUCAACAUUGGGAAAAUAAUACAAAACAGUCUCCAACACUCUCUAUUUGGCCGUUGCGGUUCCUGGUCAUAGAAAAUAAGCAAACACCUACUAAUAUACAUCAAAAACAGGAUAGAGAGUGUGAUGUUCUUGAACUGCCAACAAAAGUAUUAGCAUUUGGAAGGUUAGGUCAUUCUCGCUUUUCAAAAUCGAAACUGAUAAAUAGUUUUCUCUUAAGUCAGGGCUGUAACACAUUUUUUAAUAGAGACUGUCCCUCUGGCAUGUUUUCAAGACAUAUAAGUAAUGGACAGAUUGAGAUGUUUUGGUUACCAACCAUCGAUAAAAGUAAAGAUAUAUUUAAUCAUGCAAUGACAUUUUUAAACUUAAGGGGUGAUCUUGGCAAACACUUUAGUCCAGAUAUUUUGUACUUCAUAGCAAAUUUCAUAGAUUCAAUUGUUAUGGUCGUAGAAUUAGACAUAGUUUUAAACCAAAGUAAGAUUGUUGAAGAUGUUCUUCUUCAAUUUUCCUCAGUUAUUUUGAUAAUUCCGGACCAUUUAAACAAAGAUGCAGUUAAUUUAGUUAAGAGUUUUCAUAGUGGCGUAAUUUUAUUAAAGCCAAACAUAAGUUUACGAAUUUUGAGUACACAUAUACGCACUGUCGAGCAGAAUGUCGUAGAUAUGCUAUCACGCAUAACUAAAAAUAUAUUAGAUCUGCUUGAAAAAAAUAAAACAAUGUCUCUCGAAGAACGAUUAUCGCAAGCAAAUUUAGCAACAAUAAAAACAGACGAAGAGGACGACGUCUGUCAACAAUGCAAGAUAGAAGCUUCGAAACUUAUGGAACAAAUGAAAGCUGAAGGAGAACCAAGUGGUUGGAAACAACAUUUGACACCCGUUCAUAGUAACUUUUCAAAGCAGUUAGGAAAGUUAUUAAAAGAAAGGGAAAGAGAAAGAGAUUUUGUAGAAGGAGGAAACAUAGACGUAAAAAUCAUGACAGUUAGAAGACAACAAAUUAAAUCGAUAACCAAGUAUGUUAAAAGUUUCAUUCACGUUCUUAUUAAAAACCGCGAUCACCCUUUGAUUCUUAAUUAUUUUCUUUGCUGGUUACAUUUUCAAAUUGAAAGGGAAAAACGCCAAAUAUUUCCCUGUUUGGUGCAUGCAAUACGAAUUGCUUGGGAAAAACUAAAAUCAUUGAAAUGCGCUGAAGAAAAGGUCAAAGACGAGAUUAUAGAAAAACAAGAAACUGCCAUUUCAGAUUUGGAAGAACAGCUUGACAAAGAGUCAUUUACAAUUCAACAUUUCUUUCGUGAAAUUGGUCAUAUAAAUGAAGCAAUUUUAGAACUCAAAGAAGAUACAACCGAAUUAGGAUUACCAACUUUACACCACAUGUCGAAUAUUGUCAGCCGUCUUGUUGUUGAUGGACACCAUUUCGAGCUGAUUGAUGGUGAAAGCUUUUACAUGACUUACCAAUGGAAUAAAGCUGUCCUCAACAAUGUUGAUUCAUGUAUUGAAUCUAGUAAAGUUAUGACACUCGGCGUUUUAGGUUUGCAGAGUUCUGGAAAGUCAACUCUUUUAAAUACCAUGUUUGGAUCCCGAUUUCCUUCUAGAACCGGAAGGUGUACUAGGGGAAUACAUGUCCAGCUGAUCCCUAUAAAAAGUACCAAUUUGGCCGAAACCACUUUAUCGUUUAGCUAUGUUCUUAUAGUUGAUACAGAAGGUUUGAGGUCACCCCAGUUAAGUCAUCUGCAUCAUGAGCAUGAUAAUGAAUUGGCUACCAUUAUAACUGGUUUAGGUGACAUAACAAUGCUUACUAUAAUGGGAGAAAAUACAAGCUAAAUAAGGGAUGUUCUUCAAGUUAUUGUGCAUGCCUUUCUACGACUGAAAAUGACAAAUGAAAAAUUAGAUAUAAGGAAAUGUUGUGCAUUUAUUCAUCAAAAUGUACCUGAUACGUCCGCAAGUGAAAAAAUGAUAGGUGGUUUAAGCAAGUUAUUGCAGACUUUAGAUAAAAUGACAAAAGAGUCCGCGAGAAGUGAGGGAAUUCUUGACAUCACAACAUUUAACCAAGUCAUUGAAUUUGACAUAAAUUCUCAAGUGUGGUAUCUAAAGAAUUUAUGGCAAGGGAAUCCACCAAUGGCUAGAGUGAAUAAUGAAUACAGUGACAGUGUAGUGGAUAUAAAAUACAAUAUAUUGAAGAAGGCUUUGUAUAUGAAAGACAAAUCAUACAAAACAUUGACUGAUAUGAUUGAACAAGCGCAUGAUUUAUGGAAAGGCGUCCUUAAUGAAGAUUUUGUUUUCUCUUUUAGAAAUAGUCUUGAAAUUAAAGCUUACAUGCAAAUGGAGUGUGUUGUGCAAGCUGAACUUUGGCGACUUGAAAGCAUCAUUCGUGACAAAUUAAUACAAGAAUCGCAAAUCAACUUUGCUACGUGUGAUCAAAAGGAUGAUUUACGGAAUGUAUCACACAAACUGACAAGCUGGCUUCACGACCUCCUUUCAAGUGAAAAAAUCAAAACUGAAGAAAAUAUUCAAACAUAUUUUGACGGAAAUAAAUAUAAAGAUAUCAUUAUUCAAUGGAAAAGUACCCAGACAAUCCGUGUGAACUUAUUAUUUGAAAAACUACAACAAAUUAUCAACGAACAUGUCGAAAAAAGCCAAGUGAAAAGAUCAUUAGAAAUUCAAACCGUGGCAUGUCAAGGGAAUCACGAAGAAGAACUAAGAGAAAGAUCUUUGGCAGUUGCAAAUGACCACAAAGGUCAUAAUCUAUCUAACGAGAAGAUAAAUCAGCUUUUUGACGACAUUUGGAAAGAAUUCCUUCACCAGCUUGAUACUUCUUCUACAAGCAUGGAAAAACACAGAAGGAGCAUGCGAAAUAUUUUUACAACGUGCCUUGAGAACCUUUUGAAAAAUAAUAACGCUUUGCUUAAGCAAGCUUUGAAGGAGUCCAAUUACUUGACACCAUUAUCAAAUGUUAAAAAGUUAGCCAGUUCGUUUAGUGAAACGGGAAUCAAUGAAACAGACAUAAGCUUUGCCAUGAUACAAAGGAGGGAGGCAUUGUUUGGGUUCUCUUAUACACUGAAAUAUGUCGGAACCAGAGUAAAACAAAUAUUCAAAUCAGUUGACGUAAAAAUAAAAGAACUUUGCCAAAUUAAUGAUGAAGUAACAGA
Messenger RNA from Ruditapes philippinarum (Manila clam), 4553 nucleotides. Its product is annotated as interferon-induced very large GTPase 1-like. Bases 169 to 3228 code for a protein of 1019 amino acids. Lineage: Eukaryota; Metazoa; Mollusca; Bivalvia; Venerida; Veneridae. The record is from RefSeq and is a predicted model, not a curated record. The transcript is spliced from 9 exons. Gene Ontology annotation, molecular function: RNA binding; GTP binding.